Haplochromis burtoni (Burton's mouthbrooder) is the source of this 6757-nucleotide messenger RNA. RefSeq names its product potassium voltage-gated channel subfamily A member 10. The record is from RefSeq and is a predicted model, not a curated record. Gene Ontology annotation, biological process: potassium ion transmembrane transport; protein homooligomerization. Lineage: Eukaryota; Metazoa; Chordata; Actinopteri; Cichliformes; Cichlidae. Gene Ontology annotation, cellular component: membrane; voltage-gated potassium channel complex. The transcript is spliced from 2 exons. Bases 1112 to 2803 code for a protein of 563 amino acids. Gene Ontology annotation, molecular function: protein binding; delayed rectifier potassium channel activity.
AAGGUUAUGUUCAAUUAAACUAUACUAACUAGUAUAGCAUCUCUGUAAUUAAAGUAUUUCAAUUUCAAUUGGACUUUAGCUGCUUUAUUAAUCUGACAAAAUCUCAGUUGCAGGUAUUUAAGUUUUCACACCUCAAGGGGAGAGCACAAUCAGAAUAUACUAAACCCCUGUGAAAAGUUCAACCAUUUAUCAAUAGAAUUCACUAAAAUAUGUGUUGUAAUUCAUAUUUUUCACACACUAGAAUUAGCACCUUAUAGAUUUGCAUCACAUGUUUGCAGAACCAUUGUAAAAAGCAGAUUUCUGUUAAGAUUUAGAAAACAGUUGUGACAGUUUUGUCAAUGGCAGGUGAAGUAACAGUUCACAUCUGUGUACAUGUGUAAAUAAAAGGGAGGUGAAGCCCCUAGGAUGAUGUGUUCUUCUGCUUAGGGUAAUGAGGGUAAUGGCAAGUAUUGUAACAGGGAAAAAAUAUGGUUAAAUCCCAAGGUGAGGGUGGGUUGGAUGAUCCUGUAUGUGGGUGCUUACUCUGCAGGAAAGGCGGAAAAGAGGGGGUCCCACACUCCCUUUGCCUCAUCAAACAGCGAUUGGCUCCUGCGGAGUAAAUCUCCUAUCACAGAGCUUACCUAUCUCCAGUGGUGGAGGAGGGAGGAGGGAGAACAAAGCCAGGUGACCCCCACAUUUAAAGUACAGUGAGUUCGCUUUACGUGUGUUUUAGUUUGUCUGUGUUUGCGUGUGUGCGACUGUGUACGUUUGUGAGUAUGUGUGGGUACCUCUGGCAUCUCUGGUUUCGUAUUCGGUGUUAAAUUACCCAGUGGGAGCUUUAAUAGAGCUUGAGACACUCUUGAUUGUGAGUCUGGAUAAGGGAGAGUGAAGGGAGUGAAGGGGAGCAGAGCGGAGCUGCCAGGCAGGAUUAGAGAGGACACAAUAACUUCUGCAGAGCGGGGACAUGGAUUACACAGAGGUCUGAACCCAAAAAGUAGUGUACAGCUGCCUUAAUGAUAACCAGGAGGAGGGAGCCCCUGCCAGGAUCUUCCGUGUGGCACUGGCUGUGGUGUCUCCUCUGUCUACAAAAAAACGUUGAUAGACAGAGCUGUGGCUAGUGACAAGACAGGCAAUGGAGGUGCCACUAGUUAAUUUUGAGAACAUGGAUGAUGUUGGCAUCAACCUGGGAGACCCAAGUGAUUCUGGGUACCCAACCUCACCUACAUCAGAGGCCGCUGAUCAGAACCUUUUAACCCAGCGUUUGACUUCUCCUCAACAGUCACCACACAGAAGACGACGCAGCCAUCAGUCUGGUGCAGAGGGGCUCUCACCUUCCACUCCUCUUACACUGACCACUAAAGCCAACUCCAGCAGUGGCAGUUUGAUCUCUAAUCUAAAGCUCCUGAUCAACAGUGAGUCUCCCACCAACAGUGUCUUCAGUAAGAUGCCAAGGGAUUAUUACGAGAGUGAAGAUUUGUUUGAAAAGCACUACAUGGAAGAAAAAGAUGAGAAAGUUGUCAUCAAUAUUUCAGGACUGAUGUUUGAGACCCAGCUCAGCACCCUGAAUAAGUUUCCAGAGACACUGCUUGGAGACCCUAUGAAGAGGAUAAGCUAUUUUGACCCGAUGAGAAACGAGUACUUUUUUGACAGAAACCGUCCAUCUUUUGAUGGGAUUCUCUACUACUAUCAGUCAGGAGGGAGAAUCCGCAGACCAGCCAAUGUACCUUUAGAUGUAUUUGCAAAUGAAAUUGUUUUCUAUGAAUUGGGUCAUGAAGCAAUGGAGCAGUUCCGUGAAGAUGAAGGGUUUAUCAAAGAGCCAGAAGUUCUUUUGCCCACCAAUGAACUCCAGCGACAGUUUUGGCUACUGUUUGAAUACCCAGAGAGCUCCAGUGCGGCCAAAUCUGUUGCUCUGGUUUCUGUCCUUGUUAUUGUCAUCUCUAUCUUCAUAUUCUGCCUAGAGACUCUGCCAGAGUUCAGGGAGGACAAUGACUUUAUUCCGGGUGUAACCCAAUUUAUCAAUGGCACCCGAGAAGAUGCUAACCUUCAUCAGACCACUAAAAACCUGCUAGCAUAUUUCACUGAUCCCUUUUUCAUAGUGGAGACUAUUUGCAUAAUUUGGUUUUGCUUUGAACUCGGUGUCCGCUUCGUAGUGUGCCCAAGCAAAAGUGAUUUCUUCAAUAACAUCAUGAAUAUCAUCGACAUCGUCUCUAUUAUUCCUUACUUUGUAACCCUGGGAACAGAGCUGGCUACAACACCUGAUGACGAUAUGAACUCUAGUCAGAACAUGUCUUUAGCAAUCUUAAGAAUCAUCCGACUAGUGAGAGUCUUCAGAAUUUUUAAGCUCUCCCGACACUCAAAGGGACUUCAGAUUUUGGGGCAGACCCUGAAAGCCAGCAUGAGGGAACUGGGCCUGCUAAUCUUCUUCCUAUUUAUAGGAGUCAUCCUAUUCUCAAGUGCCAUCUACUUUGCAGAAGUGGAUGAGCCCCAGACACAAUUUGUUAGCAUCCCUGAUGGCUUCUGGUGGGCUGUGGUAACAAUGACCACUGUGGGAUACGGCGACAUGUGCCCCAUCACCAUGGGAGGCAAAAUGGUCGGCACUCUCUGUGCCAUUGCUGGUGUCCUGACCAUUGCCCUGCCCGUCCCUGUCAUUGUGUCCAACUUCAACUAUUUUUAUCACCGUGAGACUGAGCAGGAGGAGAAACAGGUGAUGGAUGCAGCGGCAGAGGCUGCCCAGAAAAUGUCAGCUGCAAAUAAGUGUGGAAGCACACUUUCACUAAACAAAAGUAACAGCACCUGGCAGAAUGAAAAGAAUGGCAUGCACUGAUAAAGAAACUCAAGUAUUUAUUUAUAUAAAGGGCAUGAAAAACAAAUGGACAAAACAAACAUAUCCAUUAAUAAGAUACACUGGCUAAUCAGUUUAUCUUUCUCUCUAUUUUAUACAACAAACAUGGCAGCAUUUGUGCAGAUAAUUACAGUAUUAAUAAGAACCGUGUGGUCCUGUGGCAACCAAGAUAGGCUCCAGCCACCCUGCAACUCUGACUUAGAUAAAUGGUUAUGGAUAAAUCUAUGGAUGUAUGUUUGGCGAUACAGUUUUCACAGAAGUUGUCUGCCUGCAUGUGAAUGUGUCAAAGUGCAAUUACUACAACUACUGUCAGUUACCUUUAUGAGAAUGACUGAAAGGUAUAACAUAUUAUCUUUCAUUCAGUGCACUUUGAAGAAAAAUGUCAUAGCAAUUAUGUACUUGAGGCAAAUACUUAAUCUUGGAAAAUGUUAUUGUUAGAGUAAAUACUGUAACGACGGGACAUGCAGUUGUUUAAUGUCCCUCUGGGCUGUAUUAGCAGACUAAGUGACGGAAGAAAACAAAUCAAAAAUUAUUUUGAGCAGCAGUAGAACUGGAAGUAUAUUCAGUACUCAUAUUACAUCACAGUCCCAUGUCAGUCUAUACUUCAUCAUAAUCAGCAGAAUCUUGAGAGGACUUGGCAUGAUUUUCAAGGGCAGAUGAAUGUAUCCAGGCAAGAGGACAUCAGCACACGCAGUGACUUAUCAGCAAAUCUAUUCUUGUGGAGAAGCAGCGCUUCUCCAUAUGACACAGCAUAACAAUAGCUGUGUGACAAACAGUUGGCACAUUAGCAUGUCCGCCAUAAAUCUUUUAGAUGGCUGAAGAAUAUAAAUCUAAUAUAAUAGAGUAAAAUGUUGUACAUGCAGUAGUUGCAUGAAAAAGUUUCAGCUUUUAAAAUCAACUUUUCUUUUAUUAUUUGGGAUUUUGCUCCAAAUUAUGCACAUUAGAUAUAUGGAUCACCUUCUAAAGUGUAAUGUGAAUUUACCCUUUAAAAAACACAUCAAUCCAAUGCACUUAAUGCUUUUUUCCACAUAUCUCUUAAGCACUUUUGGAAUUUUGCACCAUCCACUGUUGGCAGGGGAAAAAAAUGUGUAAAAAAAAUGUGAAAGAACAUGUGUCUUCAGUUUGUAUCUGAGAGAGCUGGAGAAAGGACAAAGGCAAAAAAAGUUUACUUUGCACUCUUAUUUGAACAUAUCUCCAUUUGCCUUCUUUCUCUCAUUUUUAACUGCAUGGCAUAGUAUGCUGGAAUGAGGUUUACUUCUUGUUAUCAGCAAAUGAACGUUUGAAUAUUUACUGUGGCUGAAUGCAUUGUAGUAUUUUAACCAUAAUAGUAAUGAGCAUUGUAUUCCAUGUGAUGGGAAAAGCCAAUACCUUAAGUGGAUUUGAGAAAAGAAGGGAACAAAUGAUAAAUGUGCACAGUUUAUUUGAAUUGGUACUAUAUAUGCAUGCCACAUUUUGACCUUGAAAAUGUACUGUAUGUAAGUUUAUGAAACAUAUAAAUACAGCUUGUACUAAAGUGUAAAUGGAUAUAGUUGAAAAACAGUUGGUACCUUUCUAAUAACCUCACAAUAUGCAAUAAUGACGUGACGUGCGGAUGAAAAAAAAAUGUAUUUUUCACCCAUGGAAAGAGCAAUACCUGUAAUUAAAAUGCAAUAAGGUGGCAUCAGCGUCAUCUGGGUACUCAGCACUUUACAAUGUCAUGAAGCACUUAAUAUCUAAGGACUCUUACUGUGUGUGUCAACAUUGUACAGUUCAAGUCAUAAUUUGCUGUUUUAUUUAUUCAGCAAAGAGUGCCUUUCAUUAAACGUGUAUUCUAAAAGUGUGAAGUUUCCUUAGAUAAUUUCUUUUCUGGGAUGAAAUGCACCUGUGUUUUAAUUUAAAUGUUUAAAACAUCUCUUUCCCCCCCUGUGUUUAAUAAUAAUGGUGAUGAAUGGAGGUGUAAGUCUCAGUGUAUAGCUUUAGGCAUGAAUACUCAUUAACGCCUCAUGUUAGCUGUUAUUAACGCCUACUCGCUGUUGGUUCUCUGCUGAUAUCAUGAUGGCAUCCCUCUCUGUAUCUUCAGGUUUCUAUAAAAACUCAUGCCUAACACUGUGUCACAUCACGAGACAGAAAAAGUCAGGCUGUUUUAAAUAUUGAUGUAUAUCAAGACUGGAGGAGCAGAUGUUUGUCAUUGUGUGUUCUCUAAAAAAAAGCCCAUAAAGAAUAGAAUUUCUGUCAGAAAUAGGUGUGAAGAUCAAAAAGGGAUUAUCAAAUUAUAGAGCAAUCUAAAAAUGGGGGGAUUUUGAGUCAAAAAUGUGAAAUAGAAACGUGAUUAGCUUUUCCUUUCUAUUGGCAAAGCUCGUCACUGGAUGGAGAAAUUCUAAUACUGUGUGCCUAACAAUGCCUUUGACUGGGAUCGUUUCUGAAGCAAAAGCACCAAAUUAAAUAUGCAGACCUUAUGAAUCAUUUAUAAGACUAUCUAUCUUGGCUUCUAAGGCUAGGCACUGACUAUUUAACUUGUCUUACUGUCCCAUACAGUCACAGGAAGGAAACAUUUUCAGUUGGUAUGUGUAAACGAUAUCAAGGUAUUAUGAGUGUAGACUUUAUAUAUCUAAUGCAUUUUUUGUGCUAAGUCUUUCCUCCAUCAAAAACGUAGUUGCAGUGUUUUCAUGCUGAAACAUACUGACUGUUUUAUUACCGUCUGUUUGGAGCCCUGUUUGUGUCUCUAGUUAACACUAAGGUCAGCGGGCCACCAUUCUGCCCCACUGAUCACUGAUUGUACAGUGAUAGCCCAAAGACAAGGUCUGGUAGCAUUUUAGCAUUUAACAGACAGGUGGCUCUGGCAAGGUCAAAGCUAAUGUGAGGCUAUCAUUUAUAAUUCAUUGGGUGUUUAAUGAAGAGAUCACAUCUAUCCUGCCUUACAUAAAGAUUCACCCCAAGAAAUCCAUUCAAAGCAGAUGGUCCAGUCACUGUGACACAGCACACUGUACUGCACCCCUUAAUGGAUCUAAAAAUAUCACUGUUGCAUGACUCUGUUUAUCCUUUUACUCUCCAAGUUAGUGACAAGCUCUGUCUCAUUGCUUUAAAAGAAAACAAUGGACUGGUCUCACAUGAAAGCUCAGACAAUGAGUCUCAUAUCAGUAGAUUAGGUUACUGUUUUGUCAGCAGACACGUUAAGCCAAUUUCAAAGCUGCACAGACAGCAGCCUGUGUACUGUAGUUCACACCCUCCUGAGGACAAAGUCACUUGGACCUCUGCAGCUUGUGUUUGUAAUAAAACUCUAAAAAGUCUCCAGUUUCUUCCAGUGACUUGGGUGCUGGAACAAGCCCAGUAAAAACAAUGCUUGAUGACCUUGUUGUUAUAGAGUUUUGAUCAAAGUGUGAAGGCAGCGCUGCAAUGAGUGGCAAUGCAAUCCUCACAGCUUUAAUAUUGAUUAAAGUUCUGCCACGUUCACCUACGGUAUUACUUGAAUCAUUGAUUCUGUGCCAUGAGUUUGCUGACUGAGGACUUUUAGACACGGCUUCUGCAUUACUCUUAUAGCUUCUUUAUUAACUAAAGAACUAAUAUGAUGACCUUAGAAAAACAAAACCAAAGAAGAGCCGCUUUAUAACAAAUGAGCAGUAGAUGUUUGGCACAGGACAAACCAAUCUUGCAAGGUACUCCAUCUGCUCUCUCAGCACUCGAGGAUGAAGAACAGAAAGGUGGACGUACACCUCUUUACAGUGGAGAGGGGAUCAGGCAUCCUGGCACUAUGUGAUAACACGAUGCUCCACAGAUGGGAUUUUGUUGGGAAGUCCUUUCAACCGUUUUGUUGUUUUGUUUGUUCACCUAUGCCGGAGAUCAUUUAUGUUACAUCUAAAAUGUAAUCAUCACGCAUGAAUCAACUUCUAGGUAAUAAUUAAAGAACCUCAAUAUUUCAGUCCUCCUUAUUUGGAUAAGGCUGAUGAUAUUUUAUGUUUC